GCGACUGGUGGGGCAACAUCGGAUCCGUACAUUUCCAUGGAGAAAGAAAGAAGCCAAAACAGAAAAAAUCUGACCCUUCAUUGCUUCCAUCGCCCCCAAUACUCACCGCCAAACACUUCAACCCACUGUUUCUUUUUCCCCUUCCUCUGUUGUUGACCCAAUUACAAAUUUCUUGCUCUCCAGUCUAUACCACAGGAGCCAUCAAUGGCCGCGUCUCUCUCCAUCUCUAGACUUCUCCUCUCUUCUCCCACAGCCGCCACCACAGCCACCACGACCAAAUCCCUCCUCUCUUCCAUUUCGCUCUCCUCCAGACUCUCUUUCCAUUCUCUCCCUCUCAAACACCAAUCCAAAUCCUUAAAAUUUAAAAGAUUCUCUACCAAAACAACCACCAUUUCCGCCGUCAUUUCCGUCGGAGACAAGCUUCCCGACGCCACUCUCUCCUAUUUCGACGCCGAUGGAGAGCUACAAACCACGACUAUCUCUUCUCUCACUUCUGGUAAAAAGGCAAUCUUAUUUGCCGUUCCUGGAGCUUUCACUCCCACUUGCUCACAGAAACACCUUCCAGGAUUCGUGGAGAAAUCCGCAGAGCUAAAAGCUAAAGGGGUUGAUAUGAUUGCUUGUAUAUCUGUUAACGAUGCGUUUGUUAUGAAAGCUUGGAAAGAGAAUUUGGGCAUUAAAGAUGAGGUGCUGCUUUUAUCUGAUGGGAAUGGAGAAUUCACGAAGAAAAUUGGGUGUGAAUUGGAUUUGAGUGAUAAGCCGGUGGGAUUGGGAGUUAGGUCAAGGAGAUAUUCUCUUUUGGCCGAGGAUGGAGUGAUUAAGGUGCUCAAUUUGGAAGAAGGUGGAGCUUUUACUUCCAGUGGAGCUGAGGAUAUCCUCAAAGUGCUUUAAUCUUUUGUUGGUGAGAUUUUAAUGUUUUGAUUUUGUUGUGUUUUAGAGUUUGAGGUUUCAUAUUAAUGUAAUAAAAUGGAUCGAACCUGAGUUUAAUUUUCGACGAAAGGGAACAGAAAUUCCUUGAUUUUAUAUAUUGUUGUUGUUGUCUUUCAUGGAA
Molecule: messenger RNA, 1048 nt
Organism: Jatropha curcas
Lineage: Eukaryota; Viridiplantae; Streptophyta; Magnoliopsida; Malpighiales; Euphorbiaceae
Product: Thioredoxin superfamily protein
Biological process (GO): hydrogen peroxide catabolic process; cellular response to oxidative stress; cell redox homeostasis
Cellular component (GO): cytoplasm
Molecular function (GO): thioredoxin peroxidase activity
Source: RefSeq, a predicted model, not a curated record